Dentiscutata heterogama is the source of this 2139-nucleotide messenger RNA. The record is from the annotation of a GenBank genome assembly. NCBI's taxonomy places the organism in Eukaryota, Fungi, Glomeromycota, Glomeromycetes, Diversisporales, Gigasporaceae.
AUGUCUAUAUAUGCUCCCGACCACACUUCAACUUUACCUUCAGAUGAUGAUAAUCAAAAAAUUAUAAUGGAUUUGACCGUUUCUCGGUUUCAAACUGUAUUAUUUCGACCUUUAUUAAGUGAUAACCAAAAUGAACGUACAAAACAAUUGGAUAGAAUUAUUGACGUUGUAAAGAAUUGGGCAAAAGAUUGUUAUUCAUCUGAUUUUUCUUCUGAAUCUCAAGAACCUUCUCCACCUUGUGCUACUUCUAAAAGGUCUUCGGUGUCUGAUGGUAGUAUUACGGUAAAUCAUCCUGCUUCUUUGACUUCUUCUCCCAUAUUCACUGAUGAUACUCCUUCGGGUUCGGUUUCUUCGUACGCUGUUUCUCCCAGUGCUGGUGGUAAUGUUACUAGUAUUAUUAAUCUUGCUACUGUUCUCUCUGGUGACCUUGCUUCUUCCGAUACCCUCCUCUCUGAUGAUAUUUUUAUGUCUAAAGACAGUCCAAAUAAUUCUUCAGCUCUAAGAACUGAUAGUAUUCCUCGAAGAUGCUCUAUAGAUCAAGAUAAUUAUGAUGGAAAUACCGAAAAGGCUCUUAAACAUCAUAUUUACACUAUUUUACGUAUGUCUAUUGACUGUCCCUUUGAUGAUGUUCGUCGAACUUUUAGAAAAUUUUUGAUAGACUUAUGGGCGAUGGGUGUACAGGUACCGGCACCAAUUUAUCCGUAUCCUUCGUAUUUUAUACCUGCUGAGGAGAUAUUGACUCUUAAAUGGUCAAAUGAACAAUAUUCUCCUUUCUCAACUACUCCAUCAACGCCAUUACAACCACCAUCGGACGAUCGAAUAUCAUCCUCUAACAUAUCGUCGACAUCAUCUCCAAAUACUUUUGUAGGGAGACAGCCUGAUGAACCUGUUAGACGUUUAAUUCUUGAAACUUUUUCUAGCGUUGGAAGAAUAAGUCAUUUACAUAGAAUUUUGUCUUAUUUUCCAAAUUUUAUGGAAAAAUAUCAAGCUUCCUUUUGUAAAAUUGUUGAAGAUGUUAGUGGUCCUGUAAAAGUUGAUGAACGAUUAUAUAUUGGAAUAAUGGCUGCAUCUCAGCACAAAUGUCAAUACCUUGUAUCACUAUUCAAACAUGAUUUUAUAAAUCAAAAUGGUGAUGCACGAUGGCUUGAAGGUUUACAAUAUGCAUCGGAAAAAAUAAAAAGUUUAGCUAGAUUGAAUUCUAUCUUGGCUCAUAAACCAUGGGAUCUUAGACCAAGUCAUAUUGAUGAACUUAUAAAAUGUGCAAAUAAUCCUAAUGGUUAUUGGAAACGUUCCGAUGUAAUUCAUGUAAUUUUAGUUCUCGCAACUUUUCAUAGUUUAAGUAGUUUUGUUAUGGGAUGUGGUAUUGUACCUGAAUAUGAUACAAAAGGUGGAAAUUAUAUGCCAUCAGAAUUUAAUCCAAAUUUAUUUGGAUGUGAUGAUUCUGAAUUUUCUUCUUAUGGAAUUUUGGAUUCAACUGAAAAAAUUCGUCCUGAUGUAGCUGCUGGUUUAGGUGUAGUUAUACCGGAUUUAUCUGCUAAAACAAAUUCUGAUUUAAAAUCCAAUAAUGAUGAACAUUCAUUACCUACUCAAAAUAAUCGGUCCUCUAUUACUGGUGAUGAAAAUACUUUAGAUACUAGUCAAUUAAUAGAAAGGUUGAAAACGCCAAACGUUACCACCACUUCAUUAUCACGUGAUGAGACAGAAACAACAACCAGUUUCAUGAAAAAUAACAUCACAAUACCGCCUCCAGGCGCUCAUGACACAGAAGACUUUUCUAUUUUUCUUGAUCCUAUCGUUGAAACACCUUAUUCUGAUUUUCCCAUAGAAAAUUCUUUAUUUAAACUUCAAGAAUAUUGUUGGGAAGAUCAUGGUGUAGAGAUGGUGAGCAAUCCUUUACCGGGUGUAGGUGAGCUCUUGGAUCAAGAAUUUACUGAAAUUCGAGAUCUUACAGAUUAUAGGAAAUUGUGUUGUACACCAGAAGAUAUUACUAUUGACGAUUGGUCAGAUAUGGGAUUUGAAUUUAGUUCCGAAGAUAAAUGCCACGUAAACCUUAUUGCCGUUGAAGCGCGUAAACAAGCUGAAUUAAUCUACGGUUUAUGGAACGUUAUGAAAUGGCGUUCAAGAGAAGAUACCGAAUGA